AUGCUAGUCGUGACUGGCUGUCAAGUCAAUAUGAAGAUGACUGCCGUCAACAGCAGCUCCGUUCAAAUCCCCGGUGCCUUGAUCUUGCGAAUAUCCGGAUCUGCCCUAUUCAACAUAAAGCAUCAGACCCGCCAAAUUUUCUACUUUACCUUCUCAACCGAUAAACUCUUCGUUUCCAAGCAAAUCUGUGACGCUCACGGUAUAACCUCCCCCACAAGUGGAGAAAAUGUGCUCCCCAACACCGGUUUUCUUCAUGCUGCAGCUGAUGCCAUCUCAUGCCACUCUGUCGGUGACCCCACACCACCAGAUGACAUUACAAUAAUGGUAGACGCAACAGAGCCACUUAACCACAACUUUCUGCUCCAGUUUUUCCUCAAAGAUAUCCGCAUGGCCCAACAGGAUGACACUCAGGUAUGCAGUCCGUCAGCCACUACCGAAGUGAUCCAACCCAUCACAUUGGGUAUGGUCCGUGUGGCUACAUCCAUUAACCCCAACAGACUCAUGGAAAUGAUCGAAGAAGGUAUUCCAGAGAACUGCAACAAGCCACGGCAGUUCUUCCAGUUCUGCGACGGAUUCCUCAUCCUCUAUCACGAUCGUAUUGUCCCCACCAUUUCUCUGCUCAACCAGAUUCUCCAAGAGUUGCAUUUAGCCUACCAAGGCAUCAAACAAAUGUGCCCCAGGGUAGAGGACUCCUUCUUUUGGUUAGGCUGUUCAAGCAACCGAAUGGCACAUUCGCAAUCAAAUGCGACCCACCCUGCCCCUCCAAAUGUUCCCGGCAUACACAUUCCAGAGCCACGUAGCGGAUUAUUUCCAGUACCAUGGCCACAACUACUUCAUGGCAGUAUACAGGAAGCUCACCAGGUUAUCGACGUCAAGUGUCCAUAUCAAGCGCUGAUACACAUAACUCAAAUUAGCCACCAGGUGGCUCCCCUAUUUUCUUUCUUGUUUCGUCUGUAA
Acanthosepion pharaonis is the source of this 957-nucleotide messenger RNA. The record is from the annotation of a GenBank genome assembly. Lineage: Eukaryota; Metazoa; Mollusca; Cephalopoda; Sepiida; Sepiidae.